This is a messenger RNA of Polyodon spathula (Mississippi paddlefish), 4716 nucleotides long. Its product is annotated as mitotic spindle positioning. The transcript is spliced from 4 exons. The record is from RefSeq and is a predicted model, not a curated record. Lineage: Eukaryota; Metazoa; Chordata; Actinopteri; Acipenseriformes; Polyodontidae. The coding region runs from base 142 to 2721 and encodes 859 amino acids.
CAGUCAACAGAUCCAACAUACAGGCCACAGGAUGGUUCUCAGUUGACCCAAGAGGAAAACAAAGCAGUGAACCUCUCUAAACAUCUGUCGGCUAUAGACGACUCGUCAAUCUCGCAGGGCCUCGUAGAAACAAAGCCACCAAUGGAGAACUCGCCCAAAACAGGGGUUAUAAAACCCUUAUCUCCCAAAGUUGGGACGACAAACUAUCCAUGGAACAUCACUGACAGAAAGAGAGUGACAGAAAGACAGUAUGCUGUGAACUCCGCAAAUGGCUACAGCAAUGAAGACAUUACAGUGUUGCGGGCCCAGUCUUGUGUCACAGUCCAAGGGGAGGAGCUGGGGGGGGAUGUGGUGUUUCAGGCCAACCAGAUGGCAGUGGUUGAGGAUGAAGGAGGCUUGGUUCACCCAGUAAGCCCAGAUAGCCCAGGAUCCAGAAGGGGGUUUUACUCCUUUGUAGAGCAGGGCCUUGAAGCAGACAAGACAGAAGUCUGGAGGACCUCUCCUGAGAGGGAAGCCAAGCUAGCCACCCUGAGGAGAGAAAACAGCUUUGAGUUGCGGGCCUACCAAGAGGAGAAGAGACCGAAGAAGCUUUUCCCCGGAGAAGACAAUGAGGAGUCCCGCUACAAGGUUUUGGUUCACUCUCUGGAAAAAGAGAUUGAGUGUGACAGGCGGGAUAUCAUCCGCACCCAAGCGCCCAAGAAGAAUCCCAUCUUUGCAGACCAGUGGAGCUCCCUGGAAGGGCUCGAUCUAGCCAGGACACUCAACAACAGUGGGCCUCUAGAAGGGAUGGCCCUUUACUACAGUCCCCUGCCUCCCAGGCAGAGCUCUUCCAUUAACGUAGAGCCUGGGAGUGUGGACACCGAGCAGAUCAACUUUAGCGCCGCACGGCAGCAGUUUCUCUUAAUGGAAAAGUCGAACCAAAGCCCCUUUCUUCGAAGUCCCAGGCAACCACUACAAAUGACCCCCAAAAAUGUUCAGGACAGCCCACUGUUGGAAGGGAGCAUCGUCAAAGCAAUCAGGGUGCAUUACGACAGCCCUGGAGAAAGUAGCCCCAUCCACGGGCAAUACCAAGGCCCGGUCAAGGAUGUGGCUUUCACCAUGAAAAGAGCAGGUGCAGAAGAUCAGAUAAAUAAGAGCAAGUGGCAGAACUAUGUGACUGUCUCUUUUGAUGAACUUGAUUCCGGCUUGGGGGAGUUCUCGGGUGACUAUGGAGCCGGCUACACCAGUGAUGGAAGCCUCUCUAAUGAACUCUCCAGCACCCCGGAUACAGGGCGGAUUUCGAAGCCAAAGUCAGAAACACCCAUCGAACGGGAGAUCAGAAUCACCCAGGAAAGGGAAGCAAGCCUCCGGCAGGAACGAGGAAUCUCCCGGACGAAUCUGGUGGAAAUGGUAGAGAUCAAGACCAAGCCUGUCCUCUCUAAGGCUAGCUUGGCCAAUUCACCAGUGGUCAGCAGGAGCAAGGAAAAAGGGCGGGUGAGCUUCUUUGUGCAGCGGGAGAUUGAGCGCGAGACCCGCAGGGAAAAAGAUCUCCACCAUGAGGGGAAGGCCCCAGGGCUCUACGACCAUGGGACACCCCAGGAACUAGAAGAACGUAAGAAAGUCUUUGAGCUGCAAGCUGAUGAUGUCCCAGUUACUCCAAACAAGAUGAGCAUUUCCGGUAAACUGAUAACAGCCUGGAAAUCUGAAGAGUGGAAGAAAGCAGUUCCAGAAGCACCCUUGCCAGCUGCGGGCAAAACGACUGCUGGCAGUGAGAACUUCUCUGCUGGGCCUUGCUGCCCUCAUCGGCACCCUGAUGAGCCUAAGAGAGAAUCAAUAGGCCAGCCUCCCAUUCAUGUGGUUAAAAAGGGUUCCAUCACACAAGUUCAAGAAGAAGCAAAGGUGGCCGAGGCAAAGGCCAAAUGGGAAACAUUUCAGCCCUAUCAGGAGACGUUUGAGACCCAGCCUUCAUCAAGGGAGCCUCAGCUUUACCUAGGGAGUCGAUGGGGUGUCAAAGACUCCCCUGGACUCAGUGAUGAUAGAAAGUCCUCAGAGCUCAGUGGUCUCAGAAGCGCCUCAGGUCUCAGUGUCAGCAAUGAUCUGAAACCACGCCUGACUGCCCUACCCGAGCCGUUCAGCCUGAGAUCCCGCAAGCUGAGUACCCCCAAUGUGAUCCGCCAGGAGAUUGAGGAGGACCUGAAGAGAGAGAAGGAUCUGCGCAGGCUGAGGUUGAGCACCAGCCUGGCUCCCUCUGUAGACCUGGGUCAGGACACCGUGGACCAGCAAGCUCCAGCAACCACAACCAGAAACUUGAGCACAGGUAAACUGGAGGCACUGGGAACUCCUUCAUCCCCAAGUCUGACCUCACGCACUCCGGGUGUUUCCAUGGUGACACCUCAGCCGUGGGUAGCCCCCCUGUGGCCGGAGUCUCCGCGUACUCCAGGUGUUUCCAUGGUGACAGCUCAGCCGUGGGUAGCCCCCCUGUGGCCUGAGUCUCCCUCCACCCCAAGAAGCUACGGUCAGCCAGGCCAGGGCACGAGCGUCAAAGGUCUGACCGAGACUCUGCUGGGGGACUUUGAGGAGCGAAAGAUCAAAAUGAAACGGGAGGAGGGAAUGUAUGCUGGUAUUGAACCAAGUGAUGAGGUGAACAAUGAGGUGCUGGAAGCCACGCGUGUGACACGGCACAAGAACAGCCGUGCCCUGCGUUGGGAGGCAGGCAUGUACACCAAUGAAGCAGAGAAGUGACGUGAAGCACCCAGAGCUCUGUAUUGAAACUUGUGCACAUCACACAUCACACAUCCUGCCUGCAAACCACUACCACACUGCCCCCUGCUGGAGAUCACGACUCAAUGUCAUCUCUGGUUUCCUUCAUUACUUAUAUAGGUUACUUAGUCUCUACCAUGUACCUGCCAUUUAUUACUUGGUCUUUAUUUGAAUUGAAAAAAUUAUUCAUAUUUCAGAAUGUAUGCCAGUUAAUGGAUUCCAGCAUGCAAAGAGAAAUGCGCAAGAUUGAAUAGACAGACACAGGUGGUAUUCCCAUCUGAUUUAGGGUGGCAAAAAAGAGUUGAAAGUCUGCAGCCUGUUUAAUGCAAUGUGGAAAUUACAGGUGCCAGAUGUGCAAAAUGUCUGAAAACAUGUGUUAAUAUAUUUUUAUGCUAUUGUUGUAAAGUUAUGUUAACCAAGGUUUUGAAGGCGAUUUGCUUCCCUCUUCUUACUGUCACUGGUCCCUCUUUUCUUUCACUGGUUCCUUGCUUGUAUUUUAUGCUUCAACUUGCAAUAUUAGCAAUAUAGCUGAAGAGUUGCUGCUGCUGUUUCCUGGUACCUAAUCACUUCCUGUGUUGGAGUUCCUAUUGCAGACAGUGUGACCUACAGCAAAAGGUACCAGGAUGCAGCAGUUCAUCUAUGCCAUUGAAAUAACAUGAAUAAAAAAGUGAAGCCACACAAGAUUCUUAGCAGAAUAAAAAGGAGACCAGCAAUAAGAGAAAUUGUUUAACUCUAACUCUUAUAAUCACAAAAUAACAGUGCAGCUCCUCAUAAUCAUGUAAAAAUCACAAGGUUAAAAACAUUGGAAUAAAAUCAAGAGUUUAUCGGAUUAUAGCCAAAUGCAUUCGGAAACGUCAACUAGAUUAAACAAAAUCAUCACAGUGGGGAACUGAGAUUGGAGUAACCUAGGGGACUGACAUCACAGCAGCUCAACCAGCAGGACAACCAGGACUCAAACCCUGGACCUGCAGAACUGGAGGGGUCAAACCCAAGCUUGCUGCCCCCAAAUACAGAGUGCAUUGCAGGGGAGGGAGGCGUUUUAAUAUACAGUGUCAGAAUAUCUAGAUAGGCAUCUAAAGUACAUAUGCAGAAUAAUGAAUUCAUUUAUUAGGAAUGUAGACUUCCAGAUAUGAUAUUGCCAAAAACUGUGUUUACAUUUGUGUGAGGGCAGGAGAUUACCGUAUAUAACUGUGUAUAGGUGCGCUCUGUAUUAUGAAUCAAAGUUCUCCAUUCAGCCUGUAUAACAAUGUAGUAUGUAACACAAUGCAAUGGAGGUUCUUCUAUUUGUUUUUGGUUAUCUGAACUCAAUACAGACGAUUUUGUUUCUCUUCUCAAUCUAACAAUAGGAUCUUUUUUGCAUUCUGAGGACUGAAAAAGUCAAACUUGAGGGUGUGGUUAGAGUAGCGGGUCUUAGCUUCAACCUCACGGAACUAUUUUGACCCGUUUUUGUCGGCAACACUGUAGGUGAAACCAGACCAAAGCGACACAUUGUGUGACUUGAGACCCGGUUCUGCUUUCUCCUCACACAGCUGCCUUCUACCUAGGAGCAUGAGCACCACUGUACUAGUACCAGAGUCCUGAUAUAAUACAGUCCAGAACAGAACAGUAGUAUUUUUAUAAUAUUUUUAUUUUUUAUAUAUAUAUAUAUAUUUUAUGGGCUACAUACCAUAUUUUAAUAAACAAAAAAAUAUUUUACAGAAACACUAUUUUUUGCGUAAGCCAACAAAGUUGGUGAUAGUCAGUAGCAAAAGUUGCGUCUUUUUUCUUUUUUUUUUUUUACGCAGGUCUGUUCUAGUCACAGGUGAAGUGAAAGAUGUCACCACACCAUAAAAGCCAGUCUCUGGGCUGUUUUACCAACAGCCAAUUUGUUUGCUAGAGUGUUGGCCAACAAAAUCGUUUGCAUCCUCCUUCAAUUAUCUCUCAAUUACAUUGCCUACCAACCUAGAAAUAUUAGUGACGGGUUUGUAUGUUAUUGCC